Rhodamnia argentea is the source of this 572-nucleotide messenger RNA. Its product is annotated as cell wall / vacuolar inhibitor of fructosidase 1-like. The record is from RefSeq and is a predicted model, not a curated record. Gene Ontology annotation, biological process: negative regulation of catalytic activity. Bases 1 to 519 code for a protein of 172 amino acids. Lineage: Eukaryota; Viridiplantae; Streptophyta; Magnoliopsida; Myrtales; Myrtaceae. The transcript has a single exon. Gene Ontology annotation, molecular function: enzyme inhibitor activity.
AUGAAGACUCCAAUGCUUUUGCUACUUCUCUCGUUCUCUCAACUCCUUCUCAUCACCAUCCUCCCGUUCGCAUCCGCCGACCUCGUCGACGACACAUGCAAGAAGACGCCGUACGCCGACUUCUGCGCCUCAACUCUCAGGUCCGACCCCCGAAGCUCCACCGCAGACACCAAAACCCUAGGCCUAAUCAUGGUCGACAAGGUCGAUGUGAACGCCAUGUCAACUCUGGCCAAAAUCGAGGACUUGCUUGGCAAAUCCCCCGGCCCGGGGACGAAGCAAGCGUUGACCUCUUGCGAAGAGUCGUACAAAAUUAUCACAAGCGCAAUGGUGCCCUCGAGCAAGGACAGUUUGACAAAAGGUGACUACAAGUACGCCGUGUACUACAUGAACAGCGCGGCGAAUGACGCAACAGAGUGCGAAGCGGGCUUUGGAGGCUCGAAGUCACCAUUAUCAGACUCAAAUGAUUAUGAGCACAAGGCGGCCUCGGUGGCUUCCGCCAUUGCCAGUACAUUGCUGUGAGCACUAAUGAGAAAUGAUAUGUUAGAUUAAUAAAGGUUGUAGAAGAAAUGUUU